Messenger RNA from Pseudomyrmex gracilis, 3437 nucleotides. RefSeq names its product PWWP domain-containing protein 2A-like. Gene Ontology annotation, cellular component: nucleus; chromocenter. The record is from RefSeq and is a predicted model, not a curated record. Gene Ontology annotation, molecular function: chromatin binding. The transcript is spliced from 7 exons. Lineage: Eukaryota; Metazoa; Arthropoda; Insecta; Hymenoptera; Formicidae. The coding region runs from base 16 to 2208 and encodes 730 amino acids.
UAAACUCGAGGCAAGAUGGCGGCCGCGGCGGCGGAAGCCCCGUCCGCGCACCUCGCGUUCACCACGGGUGACAAGAUCCUCGUGACCGUCGAAACUGCGCUGUCCGACAUCCUCGUGGUGUCCUUUGUCCACGGUGCCAAGUGCUUCCAAGGUGCUCUCCUCGACGCCACUAAGAGAGGCCUUCCCUGUGGUGUUCAGCCCCCGGAACCGGUGCCGGAUCCUGACGGCGACAAGCUAGCAACAAUCGCAGCACGCUUCAGCUACUUCCAGGAGCGGAGAAACGCGUCGUUAUCGGCGGCCGCCAUCGUGCCCAAAAUCGAUUUGCGCAGAAAUAUCAAUCCACCUGCCAGAUAUAAGAAUGCAAGACCUACGGUAAGAUUGAGACCCCGCCAAGUGCUCUGCAGCAAGUGUCGCUCGAUUUGCAACGAGAACAGCGAGAACGUCGACGUCAGUAGAAAACGGAAACAUGAAGAGGUUCAGCAACAAUCGCAAUCGCAGUUGGCGUCGAUUCCCACGAGAAGAAGCGAUCGGCGCUGCGGCCAGCAACCGCAGAAAAGUCAACGGACAUUGCUUUCGCAAUAUGGAACGGAGAACUCAGCCGCCAAUCAAGCGACGACGAAAACCAUGACCUCGAGUUCCGAUUCGUCGAAGCUGGGAGCGUCCCUGAUCCCAAAACUGUCGAGACUGCAACCUAACGAGAUUAGCAACGCGAUGCAAGGCCAAUUAUAUGAGAAGGUAAAGAGUUCGACAAACACGCAAUCGUCGUACUGGUCUGUUACGAACGAUGAAGAUUCAUCUGUUCAGAGGAACACGCUGACAUCGUCGCAGGAGCGGGUGGAGUCCACCGCUGAUUGCGAUAGCAAUUCCUCGACGGCUUACUGUGCCAUGCCAAGGAGACUGAGCAGUUCGUCGGUGGAGAGCGCAAAAGUGCCCGAAGAAGAAGACAAAAAGACUUUUGCGGCCGCGGACUCGACAAUGAAACUAAGAACCGGUAGAGUGCCCAGAAAGAAGCGCUCGGUAGGCUCGAUGGAAGAUCUUUGGGACGAAUCGGUAUUCGAAGAUCCUACAAGAACCGCUAGAACAACACCGGUGAUCAAAAUAUCGUAUGGCGCGCAAGGCGAAGGAACGGUUCUCAAAAUACCCGCGAAACUUCAAGAUCCCGACGCGUACGAGCAAGAGACCGACGACGCCGACGAUGCCCAGCAGGAGAGAGAUCCCUUGGAGUUAACCAGAUCUUUCGACAACGAUUACGAAGGUGAGGAAGACGGACAAGAACAGGUGGAUCCUCAGAAGCAAGGCGGCGUGGUAAAGGACGCUAGCGCGAAAGCAGCGAAACGAGCUCUGAAGAAAGCUAAGAAAGAGGCUAGGAGAAAGAUGUUAGGCGGAGUCUCACCAGUGAGAUCACCUUGCAACGGAUCCCCAAGAUACAACACCACGUACGAUUCGCUCUCCUAUCACCGUCGGAAACACAAGGUAAAGCAUAAAAAGAAACACAAGGAGGGCCGAAAGCACAAGAGUCAGCAGCAGCAGGAACAGCAGGAGCAAGUGCAGUCCGAACAGCCCUGUCUGGUCUCCACGGAGCAACAACAGGAGCAAGAUUACCGAGCUAUCAAGGAGCAGUGUCUGAAACAGAAGCUGUCGAUAUCACUGAAGAGGCUAAACACAAACGCAUACGCACGCUCUGACUAUCCCGUGAGCAACGCAUCCUCCGGUUGCAAGAGUUCCGGCGGUAGUAGCGACGAGCUGAGCGAACACGAGCCGGAAGUGGAAACUACGCCAGAUUUCCCGCCGCAUCAAUCCCAUCCUCUGGUCAUGCGUCUAGCCGCCACGCCGGUUGCGCACUGUCUCACGGCCAACGGCAGACGAAUGGACGUGGGUGAUGUUGUUUGGGGCAAAAUUCACGGUUUUCCUUGGUGGCCCGGCAAGGUCCUAAGCAUCACGGUGUCUUGCAAGGAAGACGGUACCUCGUCCGGUCCUCAGGCUCACGUGGCUUGGUACGGAUCAUCAACGAGCUCGCUUAUGUCCUGCGACCAGUUGAGUCCUUUCCUAGAGACUUUCAAGACACGGUACAAUAAAAAGAAGCGCGGCCCGUACAAAGAGGCGAUACGACAGGCCCAGAAUGAGGCUCGAAGUCAGAUCACGCCUAAUUCAACCAGCAGCGUAUUGAAUGUCUGCGGUUCACCCCGUGAGGUCAAUGUCCUCUCCUAAAGGGAAGUUUCUCCUGCAACCAUUCCUUUACUGCCGAAUAUCCGUUGUCGAGAUAAUUAAAGCGCUUGCAGAAAGACUCUAUUUGAUAACAUCUUCCUAUACUUCUUUAUACCAUGCAUUUUUUAACAACAUUCUUAUUUACACUAUUUUUUAUUCAAAUCUUUUUAUAUGUACAUUUUUUCAUGAAUUUUUCUUGAAAACAACCGAGAGAACUUAGUUUACGACUUAAUAAUUCAUGAACAUGUUUUAUCCUGAUCUUUUAAUCUUUCUUGAACGUUUCAACAGUCGAUUUUUAUACAUUUUUUAUAUUAAUUAUUGUCUGUGUAAUAUUAAAUGGAACUUACUCAAAGAGAUAAUGUCAUGUGGGUAGCUAAUGUUGACUUGAACUUUCUUUGAGCGCUUGAAUUAAUGACGGAUCAGAAUUGUCGUGUAAUAUACAAAUUUUGUACAUACCACUUAACGCUAAUGACAUAGUUACUGAUCGAUGUUUUGUCAGCCAUUUAUCUCGCUAAAAAUCGCUCGGAACCAGUCGCAUCGGCAAACUCGAUUAUUAACAUGUCGAUUAUUCGACAUGUUUGAUAUUUGCCAAAUAUGCAUAUGAUAAAAGUUAUUUUACUUUUGUUAAAAAAAUAUUAUUAACUCUUAAAUUUAUUUCCAAAACUUUUUGUGUUUCAUGCUCUACGCGCAGAAUAAUCUCUUGAAUUUCACAUCACAAAGAUGAUAUCAACAUAUUUUAGAUAUUUUCUUCUUUUCGAAAAAACAGCAAACGUUUGAGAGCGAUUAACUGAUUUCCAGCGAUUUGAAUCGCGAACGUUUACUGCCAUCAUCACUGGCUUUUCUGUCCUUGGCUUGUCAAGCGGAUGGGGUAGCGCGCGUAAAAAAUUUUACUCUACGUAUCUUUAUAUACUAAUCGCAAACACCCGUUGUGAGAAAGGUGUUUGGUGUUUUGUUUUGGUUUUUCUUUUUUUUUUUUUUUACGUUGAUUGAUCUAUCAAACAUGUCUCAAGCGAUGUUGCUCGUAAUUAUUAUCCAAAAUUAAUAAGUAAUUAUCUGAAAUCUUGCGCAGACUCUAUCUCGGAAAUUUAUAAUUUAUUUGCAAAUUAUAUAAUUUAUAAUAAGUGAUUACAAUUAUUGUUACUUGUUACGAAUAAGUAUGCGCUUAUUACAUAUAUGUGUGUGUAUAUAUAUAUAUAUACACACAUAUAUAUGCAAUACAAAAAGAACACACA